AUGAGGGCUUUUAAGACCAGGCGUCGCAGUGCAAGACGGAGAUCAAACUUGUCGAGAGAGAUUUCGCCCGAAGAUGAGGACCCCAGAGUGGUAAAAUACAGUGAGAUUGCUAGCACCAAAGGUGCUAAGAUUUUGACAAGCAAUCCGGAUUCUUGCGCUACUGCUCAAGCAAAACCCUGCCACGACAGCAGCUUAAAAGAACUAGUAGAUUUUCCGGACGCUUCCGGCUUGGAAUUCGCAUUGGAUUCAGAUAAAUUGGCAAACUCGAUUCCAAAACGAGUGCUGGAAAAGUUGAUGGAUUUCACACUGUUCAGAAAUGCACCACAUACGUUUUUUGUUGAAAUCGCUCGUAAGCUCACACUCAUGACAUAUCAUGCUCAAGAUCAUAUCGUAAAGGCUGGCGAGCCAGCUAAAGCGAUGUAUUGGAUCCUGAGAGGUUGCGUCAACGUCACCUCGCCAGAUGGCGAGACUGUACAUGCUCAGUUACUUGAGGGAAGCUAUUUCGGGGAAAUCGGUAUACUUUUUAACCGAUCCAGAACAGCGACUAUAGUCGCCAAGACCAAAGUGCUGCUGGGAGUGCUAACUGCUGAUAAUUUCAAUCAAAUUUUGCCCGAUUUUCCUCAAGUGGAACGGCAGAUUCGCGAUGAAGCUCAAGAAAGGCUCGCUAUGCAAGACAAAAAGAAACGUUCCGGGGUACCAAGCCUUCUUACUGCUAAUAUCGCUUGGAACAAUAGCAGUCCUAUUGCCUGGAAUAAUAACAGUCUUCCGAGCAGCACUUCCACUGCACACGAGAUAGCGCGUUCUCCUACGCCAGAAUCUUCCUUGCAAUUUUCCUCUCAUUUGAUAUCCACAGAAGUUGUUGACGAUUCCAUAUCCAUUCGUCAAUUCUUGAAGAGUCUCCCUCUUUUCACAACAUUGCCGGCGGAAAUUGCUCAUAGGAUUGCCUUGUGCGUUGAACUGAAACAGGCAGAACCAUAUGAAUACAUUUUUCACGCUGGAGAUCGCGGCACGAAUAUCUACUUCAUAGUAAGCGGAGAAGUUGAAGUUUUAACCCGGGAUCCAUCGAGUCCCGAGUCAGACUCUACUAAAUGCAUAAAGCGUUGCGAAAAGUUAAUCGCAAGGUUAGGCCCUGGUCAGUACUUUGGAGAAAUGGGAUUUUUAGGUUCCAUUAGUGACGACAGGGCAAAAUCGAUAAGGUCGGCAGAUGUCAGGUCGGUAUCCUCGAGCACUUUGCUCGUGUUGACUGGAGAGACUCUCAAGCAUUUCUGUGAAAGCUAUCCGAUAGUAAAGCGAGAAAUCACUAAAACUGCAGAUGAUCGCGCAAGUCGGAAUUUGACAUCAACUUGCGAGGAAGACAAUAGCGACUCAGAUUCUGGACUUGACUCAAUAAGUAGUUCAGAACGGGUUUUGAAAAAGCCAAGGCAAGAUUUCACUAAAAAGACAUACGUUGUGGCUGAUGUCAGCACCAUAGCUUCCUCAAGGGAUAUCGAAAGAUCUUCAAGCCCUUCCCAAUCAUUAUUUCCUAUUAAUCCUAAAUUUACGUUCGGGUCCGAGAAAGAAGCCGCGAAGAGUAAUUUGUCGAUGUCAAUUCCUGAUUCCUUGGCAAAAUUGCCAGCGAACGACACUUCUAUGCAAACAAGCAAUUCGAAAAAGUCAAGCUUCAGCCCCGUCCCCCCUAGGCCUAUAUCCCCAGCUACUGGGCCCGUGCAGCUACUACAAUUAGAUUCACCACUCAUGAAUGCAGUAGAAGGUCCAAGUCAUUCCUUCAAAGUUCAACAACCUCCUCCUUUGAACUAUAUGUCUCACAGAAAGCGCACAAAACUGCUCAGUCUUGGAGGAGGACGAGAACGACGCAGGAAUUCUGUUUUGAGUGUCGGACCUUUACCGGACCGGCUGUUACUAAGAUGCUUCCACUUUCUCAAUCUGCCCGACCUCAUGAAGCUUCGAUUAGUCUGUCGCAGAUGGAGGCAACUGCUUUAUGUUGCUCCUGGUCUAUUCGACACUUUGGAUUUGAAGCCGUGGAACAAUUCCAUAGACGAUAAUGCUCUGACAGAAAUCACCAACUUCGUGGGUUCCCGACCAAAGUUAAUAGACCUUUCGAACUGCUUUCAUGUAACUGAUGCAGGAUUUUCGUACAUGAUCAAUGAAGUUGGAAUUGAGGGCCAGAUAAAGGUGAUUCGGAUGAGGAGCUGCUGGGAAUUCAGUGCGAUGGCGAUUAUGGAUAUUGGAGCGCCGCACAUAGGUAAAUGCAUCGAAGAAAUCGAUCUAACGAACUGUAGAAAAGUCAAAGAUGACGUGGUUCAGAGACUCAUGGGAACUAACGAUUCAAGGCGAAUUGGUACAGCUGGACUGUCGACCUCCAUGACUGACCAAAGUAAUUGGAUAUACCCGCUAGACGAGCCCAUUCAUGGGAUGGAGAUGUUUGACGCUAAUGAAAAGACCUCGCUCAAUGUUGGCUGCCCAAACCUCAAAGUGUUAAUUCUCAGACACUGUAAAUCCAUAACUGACUCGACAUUACGGCAUAUUGCCUUGUAUGGGCGGCACAACUUGAGGGAGCUUGAUCUUACUCGUUGCACAGGAAUCACAGAUGUGGGUUUCUUGUAUUGGGGGUAUCAUACAUUUCCGAAUCUUGAGAAGCUCGUUCUCAGUGAAUGUAUUUUUCUAACCGAUGAUUCGAUCAGGUCAAUAGCCAGCUGUGCGAGUGGUCUGCGGAUACUUCAAUUGUCGUUUUGCUGCUCGUUGACUGAUGCCUCCUUAGAGACGUUAUGCUUAGGUUGCCCAAAUCUAGAGGUUUUAGAUCUAAGCUUUUGCGGCAGAGCAGUAAGCGAUAUUUCAUUGCUUGCUCUUUCGAUGCAUUUAAGGAAGUUGCGAAGGAUUACGAUAAAGGGCUGCUUGAGAGUAACAAGAUCCGGCUUGGAUUCUCUACUUGGAGGCUUCACGUCUCUCACUUACAUCGAUAUCUCGCAAUGCAAGAAUGCUCAUAUGUACCAAGGGGGCAUUCAAGCCACAAGAUUUGAACCAGUAGGCAAUUCCAAGAGUGUUUUUCUAAAAAUGGAGGACAAUAAGGAACGUUGUGUCGAGGUCGUGAUCUAA
Messenger RNA from Lachancea sp. 'fantastica', 3093 nucleotides. The record is from the annotation of a GenBank genome assembly. NCBI's taxonomy places the organism in Eukaryota, Fungi, Ascomycota, Saccharomycetes, Saccharomycetales, Saccharomycetaceae.